CCUGGAGGAGCCCGCGGCCGCCGGCGCGAAGGAGAAGGACGAAGCGCUGGAGGAGAAGCUCAGGAACUUAACUUUCCGGAAGCAGGUCUCUUACAGGAAAGCAAUCUCCCGGGCAGGCCUGCAGCACCUGGCUCCUGCACAUCCCCUCAGCCUUCCUGUGGCAAAUGGUCCAGCGAAGGAGCCCAGAGCGACUCUGGACUGGAGUGAGAAUGCCGUGAAUGGAGAGCACCUGUGGCUGGAGACCAACGUCUCAGGAGACCUGUGUUACCUGGGAGAGGAGAACUGCCAAGUCAGAUUUGCAAAAUCGGCCCUCAGGAGGAAGUGUGCGGUCUGUAAAAUCGUCGUCCACACCGCCUGCAUUGAACAGCUAGAAAAGAUUAAUUUCAGAUGUAAACCAACAUUUCGAGAAGGGGGCUCAAGAUCGCCAAGAGAAAACUUUGUGCGUCAUCACUGGGUGCACAGGCGUCGGCAGGAGGGAAAAUGUAAGCAGUGUGGUAAGGGCUUCCAGCAAAAGUUCUCCUUCCACAGUAAAGAGAUUGUGGCUAUCAGCUGUUCCUGGUGCAAACAGGCGUUUCACAAUAAGGUGACCUGCUUCAUGCUGCAUCACAUUGAAGAACCCUGCUCCCUGGGGGCUCAUGCUGCUGUCAUUGUCCCGCCCACCUGGAUCAUUAAGGUGAAGAAACCUCAGAACUCGCUGAAGGCUUCAAAUCGGAAGAAGAAGAGAACAAGCUUUAAAAGAAAAGCCAGUAAAAGAGGAACUGAACAGGAAAACAGAGGUCGACCUUUUGUGAUAAAACCUAUCUCUUCUCCUCUCAUGAAGCCCUUGCUUGUGUUUGUGAACCCCAAGAGCGGAGGCAACCAGGGAACCAAAGUCCUGCAGAUGUUCAUGUGGUACCUGAAUCCACGACAGGUCUUUGAUCUAUCUCAGGAAGGGCCAAAAGAUGCGCUUGAGUUAUAUAGGAAGGUACCAAAUCUACGAAUUCUGGCCUGUGGCGGGGAUGGAACGGUGGGCUGGAUCCUUUCUAUUCUGGAUGAACUGCAGCUGAGCCCUCAGCCUCCUGUCGGGGUCCUUCCACUGGGAACUGGGAACGACCUGGCUCGAACUCUCAACUGGGGAGGGGGCUACACUGAUGAACCUGUUUCGAAGAUCCUUUGCCAAGUCGAAGAUGGGACAAUUGUACAGCUGGAUCGCUGGAACCUCCACGUGGAAAGAAACCCAGACUUGCCUCCAGAAGAACUUGAAGAUGGUGUGUGUAAGCUUCCUCUGAAUGUUUUCAAUAAUUACUUCAGCCUUGGAUUUGAUGCCCACGUCACACUGGAGUUCCAUGAAUCCAGAGAAGCAAAUCCAGAGAAAUUCAACAGUCGUUUUCGAAAUAAAAUGUUCUAUGCAGGGGCAGCUUUUUCUGAUUUCCUACAGAGAAGCUCUAGAGAUCUUUCCAAACAUGUUAAAGUUGUUUGUGAUGGAACAGAUCUCACUCCAAAGAUUCAGGAACUGAAGUUCCAGUGUAUAGUAUUUUUAAAUAUACCCAGAUAUUGUGCUGGCACAAUGCCCUGGGGGAACCCAGGAGAUCACCAUGAUUUUGAACCUCAGCGUCAUGAUGAUGGUUAUAUUGAAGUAAUUGGAUUCACUAUGGCCUCUUUGGCUGCCCUGCAAGUUGGGGGCCAUGGGGAAAGGCUACACCAGUGUCGGGAGGUCGUGCUGCUCACUUACAAACCCAUCCCCAUGCAAGUGGAUGGGGAGCCCUGUAGGUUGGCCCCAGCUAUGAUUCGGAUCUCCUUGAGGAAUCAAGCCAACAUGGUGCAGAAGAGCAAGAGGAGAACAUCCAUGCCUUUACUCAAUGAUAUCCAUCAGGUGCCAGCUGCCGACCUGCGGAGAGUAUCUGCUCCCCCUGGCUCCUUCACCACUCCCCAAUCUGUCCCAGACCGCCUGAGGAUCCGGGUGAACAAAAUCAGUUUACAAGACUAUGAAGGAUUCCACUAUGACAAAGAGAAACUUCGGGAAGCUUCUAUCCCUCUGGGUAUUCUAGUUGUGCGUGGAGACUGUGACUUGGAGACUUGCCGUAUGUACAUAGAUCGCCUACAGGAGGACCUGCAGUCAGUUUCGUCUGGCUCCCAGAGAGUUCAUUACCAGAUGUUUCCGUGUCCAAGAUGGCUGCCAUUAGCAACCAGGGCUGCAUGUGUCUUCUUCACAUCCAGGAAAGACCACGAAACCUCCUUUCCCAGGGCGCUCUCAGCCCAGAGACUUUCCCCGCGGUGGUGCUUUCUAGAUGCAACUUCUGCUGAUCGCUUUUACCGAAUAGACAGAUCUCAGGAACAUUUGCACUUUGUGAUGGAGAUUUCCCAAGAUGAGAUUUUUAUUCUGGACCCCGAUAUGGUAUUGUCACAGCAGGCAGGGACCCCUCCCGGAAUGCCUGACCUGGUGGUGGAGCAAGCCUCAGGAGUGGCAGACUGGUGGAACCCUGCCCUACGGAAACGCAUGCUGAGCGACAGCGGGCUGGGAAUGAUUACUCCGCAUUAUGAAGACUCAGAUUUGAGGGACCUCAGCCACUCCCGUGUGCUACAGUCACCAGUCUCUUCAGAAGAUCAUGCAAUUUUGCAGGCAGUAAUAGCUGGUGAUCUUAUGAAGCUAAUAGAAAGCUAUAAAAACGGAGGGAGUCUGCUAAUUCAGGGACCAGACCACUGUUCACUCCUUCACCAUGCAGCUAAAACCGGCAACGGGGAGAUUGUGAAAUAUAUCCUUGACCACGGACCUUCUGAGUUAUUGGAUAUGGCAGACAGCGAAACGGGUGAGACCGCACUGCACAAGGCUGCCUGCCAGCGGAACCGGGCUGUGUGCCAGCUUCUGGUGGAUGCGGGAGCAUCUCUGAGAAAGACGGACUCCAAGGGUAAGACACCUCAAGAGAGAGCACAGCAAGCUGGAGACCCAGAUUUGGCUGCUUACCUAGAAAGCCGCCAGAACUAUAAGAUCAUUGGCCACGAGGACCUGGAAACUGCUGUUUGACCCUGGUAGAUCACAAAGAGAACUUGAGCGAGCAUAUCACCUGUGCCCUCCCGGCGAUCGGGCAGCUCCCCUGGAAGAAGCUGAUGGAAUCCAUAAAUCUGUCUCUCUCCUGCAAGAAUCAAUCUGAUACCAUGUCACCAGUUGUUAAGGGCUACCAAGACGUCCAACAGAACAUGAUAGCCCACCGAGGAAGAGGCAGGAUACCUGGAGAUUUGUGGAAUACAAGUUCCACGAAAUUUGAUCCUUAUUGCUUCCAGCAAGUAGCAUGAACUUCUGUGUUCACCUGUAUAAUUUAUUUUCAAGAUUCAAAGGAUGUUCGUAUACAUGGCACUGCUCCCGCCUCCCCCUGUGCAUUCAUGACUCCCCUGUACCACACAAUUCUACUGUAACUACUCACCGUUCGAAAAAUAUGAUCUGUUCUCUUUACAUUCAGUCUUUGAAGACCACAAGACCGUCUGAAGGUCUUUGAAAACCCUCUGGAUGUCCUGCAGAAACACAACUGUAAAGCUGCUUCCAUUUCCCAGAUGAAAUAUACCAAGACUAUUAGUGACUUUUUGCAUGUUCCCUCCCUCCCACCCAACCACCCACCCAACCCCUUAUCAUUAACUAGGAGCUGGGACGUGCCACAUGGAUAAUGUCAACUUGUGUGCUCUUAUCUCUGAGGUAUGGUGAGGUGGCAUGGGAGGGAACCCAGGGGCCGGCCCGGGGUUGUGGGGCUGUUGCUGAUAGCCCCGAGGACUGGUUCAGCUUGGGCUGUUUGCACAGCUCCGUACUGCCUACGUGUAGCCAUCUUUGCCUUUUGCCGCAAUAGAGACGAGCGAAGGAUUAAACGAAGGCCCAUGGCUGGUUUGCAGAACCACUGGAUUUUUAAGUGCAGUUGAAGUUGCCCGAGCAGAAAACCAUGUGCAAGAGCUGUGAUAACAGGAAAUGGAGCACUGUGACAGCGUUUACGUGUAGACUUUCUUGAGUGAUAAGAGAAAGCAGGCUAAUUGACUGGAAAUGAAACAGCCAAUGCAAAAGUAGCAACAUAUUGAGUCAAAAUAACUCACUUAAGCAAGAAAACGGUCACUGGAAUAUUGCACAGAGGCUAAUAAGUAUAGACCCUUAGGUGCAGUGGUGGAAGGGGGGGCCAUUUUAGCUUUUCCUUCUAAGGUUUUGGUUUUCAUUACCCCCAAGUAAGCCUUGUCCCAAGGAUAAAGCCUUGUUUUAUGAGUUCCACUGCCAGAUUCCCAGGAUGGCUGGAUCUUUCUGAUGGAUGCCUCACCUUUUACUUGUCCAGUCCCAGGUUAUGCUUGAUAGCACUACAGCCCCAUUUCUCCUGUAUGGGGUAGUCUAAUAUAUUCUCUUCUCUGUUUUCCUUUGCUGGAAAAUUCUUAGUACAAACCGCUGUGGGAGCCUAGCCAGAAAUGUGUCUCUAAAAUUGGAAUUGCAACUUCUCAUCCUGCCACAGAUCCGUUGGUCCACACAGGUCCCUCUACUGGGGAUUCUGUGAUAACUACGAUAGCAAGAGAAAAAGUCUAACUUUCAGUGAAGAUAUCUGUUCAACUUGGGUGUAAGUGAGAAAUGAAAGCGGGUGAUUAAGGGUUGUUUCAGACUAAAACCGAUGUCUUCUGAGCUUUCUUCCAUUUUGCUCUUGGACACAAGCAAAGUGCUUCUCUGGUGUUUCUGCAUGUGAACGUAUAAAUGAUGGUUUUUCUACAUUUACUGAAAAGGUCCAGUGGUGACGCAUUGCUUAUCUGAAUUUCGUCUGGUCACAUAACAGUUUGAAAGGACAGCUAUGAAUACUGGAUUAAGUAGGAGUAGCUUCUCAGUGGAUGGGAACGUCGUUCCAAAGUCAAAUCGUUGGUGUUGUUUCCAGUUGUGGGAGAAGAGGUUGGUCAUGAGUAAUCUGUUGUCAUCUAACAGUCUUAGUAAUGGAAUUAUCUGUUGGGUUUUAUAGUGAAGGGAAGGAGGACUGCAGUAGGUUGUUUCCAGAAGCUGGAAAAAAUAUGCUCCAGGAGAUUUUCAUCACUGGGCUUCAUCUGGGAGUUUUUCAGUUGGUGGCACCAUCAAAGAGAUGUUGUGAUGACAGAAAUAUAAUCUCUAAAACCGACUGGAGUCUGGCCUUGAAUGGUGCCUUCCAUUCCCUAGAUUUAGCCAAACAGUUGACCACACCAUCGGUUACCCAGCUGCCAUUUCUGGGAUGAAGGACUAUUUUCACCAACUACCAUCUCACAUUUCUUUGUGAUGCUUCAGAGCAGCCCAGAGAAAAUUGAGGGUAUAGAUGGCUAUGGGCCAAUUCAAAUAGGUCCAACUGAAGUCACAAGUAAAUUCCUGGUGUGAAAGUAGAUUAGCUAAUGAUUACUGUAGGAGUUCUGGUACAUUUGAAAAUAAUUCCAAGCCAAAAAAAAAAGCUCUAUGUUGUUGAUGGGAAGCAUACAACCAAGGCAAAUAACUCUUUGAAAAAGCAAAUGCCCUCAGGACUUGGGUUUUCCAAGAAAAGAACAUCAAAAAUGAGCAGAACAGUUAUAUAUUCAAUGGAUUCGAUAUUAAACCUACCUCCUGUAGCAUUUUUAAAAAUUGAUCUCUGCGUGUGACAGUCCUGGGCUUUAGAAAGGCCAUAUGUUCCAGCAGUUUCCAGCUCAGCCUAAGUAUAUCUUCUCACCUUUAAUGGGCCAUCAGAAAGUAUAGAAGCAAAUGGUCUGGCCCUGGUCUUUAAACCCACAUGCAUUUAAUUUAAAAUACAUAAAACUAUAUACUUAUAGAAAUAGCAAUUUCUACAAAACCUCCUGAGACAGUACUGGAGAGAGACUGCCUUAGCUGGCAUUCAUUCCUCUGUGUUUGGCUCAGAAGAGCCCCUCACAUGGUGGUGCUUUCUGCUCUGGGAUUCCAUUUUUAGGUUAGGCUGACAGGGAGGGGUAUGAGAAAUGGCGAGUUAUUACAAGACAACAUCAUAGAACCCUGAAGGUAGUCAGUUUUGAGGCCGUAGAUUCCAGUCGUACACAUUUAAUGAAAUAGAACCCAGCUAAGCUGUGCUUUAUCACAUUCAAGGACUUGAUAAAAAACAGAAGCCAAGAAGGAAAUAAACACCAUGGCUGCGAAUUUCACUUGGAGGGUUCUGGUUACCUCUUGUGGAGGCUUUAACUUAAAACCAAUGCAAUUUCUGAAAAAGAGAUCUUAGCUGGCAAGUGCACAGCCAUGAAGUUAGCGACAGCUGAUGGGAAACCUUGCCUACCCCGUGGCUCCCUAGGCCAUCAUGGGAGCUGGCCCUAGCGCUUAGGCAGAUCUUUUUGCAUUGAGAGAUACUCAGCAGGUAGCUUUUGUUUGGACCUCAUAACCAUUUCUUUGCCUAAAGUGUUUCUGAAAUGUAUUUACCAGACUUCUCAUAAUCUCCAUGUUUUACAAUAUGUGGGGCAGCAGUUUUAAGUGUUUAUGGGUCUCUUUUAUUUAAAUUGUUUAAUUUUAUUUAGAUCGUUUAAUUUAUAGCAGUCAAACAUGCUUUUUAUCAGAAGUUCGAAUAGCACAGAUGAGAAUCACGGGCAAGGUCAAGGUGUUCGUCUGUGCUGGUGUAGUGUCCUCAGCCCCCCUCCCCAGAGAUAAGCGGCGUUAACACCAAUAAACAUUGUCGCUUGUAUGUUGUCAGAAAUACUGUGUACGCAAGCCCCCCCACCCACGUAUAGAAAUAUAUUUAUUUGUAUACGUGUGUGUAUAUCUGUACUAUACACACGCUAUUGCAUAGGCUUAUAAUAGAACAUUUUAGAAGCAUGUUAAUCAUCUCUGUGUAUAGUUAACACCAACAGGCAAAGACAGGCUAACAAAGUUCUCAUUUAUUCUUUGUUGUUUUUACCGUUGCUAAGCUUAGUUCUUUUACUGCAGCACUCCAGCUACACAUGGCAUUUGCUGUGUGUCAUAAAAUCCAUGACCAAGAGGUCUUAUAAUGGUUUAUGUUACCUUAUGUGAAGCAUGAAACCUACGUGAGCCCAGAGCCUUGUCUGCGCUAUUUUUGGAUCUCACAUGGAGAGUUUCUUUCUCUGUCCUGCUCACUCCCCUUACCAAGGCUGAGUUUGCAGGGCUAAUAACACUCCAUACACUGCCUGAUGAUAUUUAAUUAGGGCCAGCUACUGACAGGAAGGUGUAGUAACUUGGAUAUGGGCUGGGGUCUGAAGAGCUUGGCUUCCUUCCAGUAGGAGUAGCUAAUGAAAUCACUGAAAACAGUGUGAUCUUUUACUCAAUUAUGCUGUUUAAAAAUAAAAUAGAUCAUUGUUGAAAUGACUCCUCAUAGCCAUCAAAUAAAACUAACUGCUCUACUUAAAUGGAUUAUCUUCAUUUUAGCUAAGAAAAAAAGUAGAACAUCUAUUAAAUGAGAAGACUUUUCUAACUAACCUUUAGCACUUAUUUGUGUAAAAUCGUCUCUGUCCAGGUCUCCCUAGAACCUUCUCUUAAUCUCUCUACUUUCUCGUUCUCUGAAUUCCAUAUUCAGCUGACUGGUGUAGUUUUUUCUCUGCCGAGCCUCUCAGAUUGACUUUGGCCCCAACCCUUUCUGCGACCAGGUCAUCAUCCAUCUCUGGUCCCUCCAAUUUUCCUGACCAUGGCAGUAGUCCUCCUGGACUUUCCGCCACUACCUUCGUAAUUUUGUCAUACAGCUGCCCAGAUUUUCCCCAGGCAUUAGGCU
Herpailurus yagouaroundi (jaguarundi) is the source of this 7652-nucleotide messenger RNA. RefSeq names its product diacylglycerol kinase iota (gene DGKI). Gene Ontology annotation, cellular component: glutamatergic synapse; plasma membrane. Gene Ontology annotation, biological process: phospholipase C-activating G protein-coupled receptor signaling pathway. The record is from RefSeq and is a predicted model, not a curated record. NCBI's taxonomy places the organism in Eukaryota, Metazoa, Chordata, Mammalia, Carnivora, Felidae. Bases 596 to 3001 code for a protein of 801 amino acids. The transcript is spliced from 35 exons. Gene Ontology annotation, molecular function: ATP-dependent diacylglycerol kinase activity; protein binding.